AUGGCGAACUCCUCUACAUGUAUCAUGGCCGGAUCUAAUGGUUAUGCUCGUGUUUCUUUUGGCCUGGCAGGAUCGGCGGCACUGCAAGAUGACCACUGGUACAUUGUAGGUCGUCUUCUUGGACCAAAAACUCGCUUUCUUGGUUUUAAAGGCACAAUCUCUUCCAUUUGGAGAAUCAAAUCGAGGUUGACGAUCCAAGAUGCAAGUGAUCGUUUCCUGUUCCAGUUUGAGCGCGAAGCUGAUAAAAAUCGUGCUCUCCAUGGUGGACUGUGGUUUUAUAGGAACAAGAAGCUUAUGCUCAGUGGCUAUGAUGGGGUUGGACCGAUGGAGGCAGUUCCACUGUGGAGUCUGGAGACGUGGGUGGCGGUGAAGGGUUUGCCGGUAGGCAUGCGUAACGAGGUUGGCCUAACCCUAAUUGGUUCAACUAUUGGUCAGGUUAUUCGAUUUGAUCAAACGGCUCUACGUCGUAGGGAAGAGGAGCAAAGGAUCCAGGUGACAUUGGAUACUCGUAGCCGGAUUCGUACUUGGAUGUUGUUUGAAUUCUCUUCCACAGUUGAACUCGAGAUCAUCCUGAUUUUUGAGAAAGUGAAGGGUUUAUGUAGGGAUUGUGGCUUGUUUGAACAUGAUGUUAUGGGCUGUGAUGGUUUCCUAGAGAAAGAGAAAGAAGAUUUGCUGUAA
Rosa chinensis is the source of this 678-nucleotide messenger RNA. RefSeq lists its product as uncharacterized. The transcript has a single exon. The record is from RefSeq and is a predicted model, not a curated record. The coding region runs from base 1 to 678 and encodes 225 amino acids. NCBI's taxonomy places the organism in Eukaryota, Viridiplantae, Streptophyta, Magnoliopsida, Rosales, Rosaceae.